Messenger RNA from Nipponia nippon (crested ibis), 2133 nucleotides. The record is from RefSeq and is a predicted model, not a curated record. NCBI's taxonomy places the organism in Eukaryota, Metazoa, Chordata, Aves, Pelecaniformes, Threskiornithidae.
AUGCUAGGAGAACGUUUUCCACAUCACAAAUGGCAUGAUCACCAGUACGAUGACAGUGUAGGAGAUACCAGACGGCGUGAACCACAGACUUGCUCAAAAAAUUCCCGGCCGCGGCGUGGCUGCGGCCCGGGCGGGCGGGUGGACAAGGGGCUGUGGGGCACGGCGGAGGGGAGGUUCGGCCGAGGCCCGUCGCGCCCCGGCGCCGGCGGAGUGAGCGCUGCUGCCGGGGGGCGGGAGGGUCGCAAAGCCUCCUCCUGUGGCAGCCGGCAGCGCGGCGGCAAAUGGACGCGAGUGGGAAUGAACGUGUCUGUGGUGACCUCUGCGCGGCUGUCCCGGCCUCGCGCCCUGCUCGCAGCGCCCGGCGCUUCCCGCUUUGCAGCGCCGUGCUUCCCCGGCGGCCUGCACGCCUGUUCACCGCGGGCAGCGGCCAGCCCCUCGGCUGAGGGGAGCUCUGAGGCCCCGGCCUCCGGCUGUCCCGCCGCGGCCCAGGUGUUCCCGGCUUCAGGGCGGUGGGUGCCCCGUCGCAGGGCGGGCUGUGCAACGGAGCCCCGGGCACAUGUGUGCUUCUGCCGGAGAGCUUGCUGUCUUAUAAAGACAGCAUCACCAUACACAGGAGAAAUUCCUCAAGUAAUUUUUCGUGACCUGUCUUGUUGUAGAGGAGCACAAGUUGAAGAAAUAUGGAGUUUGGAACCAGAGAACUUUGAAAAAUUGAAGCCAGUACAUGGGCUGAUUUUCCUUUUCAAGUGGCAGCCUGGAGAGGAACCAGCAGGUUCUGUUGUUCAGGAUUCCAGACUGGAUACAAUAUUUUUUGCUAAACAGGUAAUUAAUAAUGCUUGUGCCACUCAAGCCAUAGUAAGUGUGCUAUUAAAUUGUGCUCAUCAAGAUAUCCAUCUAGGAGAGACUUUGUCAGAAUUUAAAGAAUUUUCACAAAGUUUUGAUGCUGCGAUGAAAGGUUUGGCACUAAGCAACUCGGAAGUGAUUCGGCAAGUUCACAACAGUUUUGCCAGACAACAGAUGUUUGAAUUUGAUGCAAAGUCUUCAGCAAAAGAAGAAGAUGCAUUUCACUUUGUAAGCUAUGUUCCUGUUAACGGACGGCUAUAUGAACUAGAUGGCUUAAGGGAAGGACCAAUUGAUUUAGGUGCAUGCAAUCAAGAUGACUGGAUAAGUGCUGUACGGCCUGUCAUAGAGAAACGUAUACAAAAAUACAGUGAAGGUGAGAUAAGGUUUAACUUGAUGGCUAUUGUAUCUGACAGAAAGAUGAUAUAUGAGCAGAGGAUUGCAGAAUUGCAGCAGCAACUUGCAGAGGAGGAGCCUAUGGAUACAGAUCAAAGCAGUAAUAUGUUAAGUUCGAUACAAUCAGAAGUUGCAAAAUACCAGAUGUUAAUUGAAGAAGAGAACCAAAAAUUAAAAAGAUAUAAGAUUGAAAAUAUUAGAAGAAAACAUAACUAUCUGCCUUUCAUCAUGGAAUUAUUAAAGACUCUAGCAGAGCACCAACAGUUAAUACCAUUAGUAGAAAAAGCAAAAGAAAAACAGAAUGCCAAGAAAGUUCAGGAGGCCAAGUGAAGAUGACUUUGCAAAAUACAUACAAUUAUGUGCUUCUGAAACUAUUUUCAUGACGACAAAUAAAACUUUUCAUAAACUUUAAAUUUUGUCCAGCGCACGUUUAACAGUUGUAACAGUUUGUCUUGUACUGUAUGCACGGGUCUAAUUCUCUUCCUUCCCCCGCAUCUUGUGCAUGUAGUACUGCUAAGUAAUGUUUAGGUUCUCUUGGUCAAAUUCAGUAUUUAAGUCUACCUGAUUUCUGAAAGCUUGGGAAGAGGACCUAAAAAUGUGCAAGGAAAAUGUACCCGUUUUGUCCCACUCGAAUAUAUGAUAAUGAUACAAAUGCCAGAGUUUAAGUAUAAGCAUGAGCUUUCUUUGCUCAUCCCUACUAACAAUCAUAAUACUAUCCAGUUGUUCAGUGACAUACCCUGUGUCUUUGUUUUUCUGAAGUAUGUGUCUAAUUUUUUUACAAAAUUGAAAAGUAUGAAUUUAGCUGUAGAAACAUUUGCAAAGACCAAUGUAUAAUCUCAAAAGAUCUGCAUUGCUUUAGUAGAAAAGAUAAUAAAUAUUCCCAUUUUUAUUUUGGCAAAA